UUCUGAGGCUAGCGUUAGUGGCUAGUUGAGGUGAGGUGAGUGUUGAGCCAAACAGACAGAGUCGUAAGACGAAGGAAGAAUAGCAAUGACGAGCGAGGAAACAAAGACGGCACCUGCCGCCCCUGCUGAGUCUGAAAAGGCCUCCGAAAAAGAUACCAAGGAAGAGACGAAGGAAGAGGUGAAGGAGACAAAAGAGCCGGUGAAGGAGUCGCCGAAGGUGCACAAGCCUGACUUUGAAGAGAACGUCGUGUACCUCUACCAGUUCAGCCGGACGCCCUUCCUACCCUCGCUGUCUCCCUAUUGUUUGAAGGUAGAGACCUGGCUGCGUCUCGCAGGUCUGAAGUAUGAGAACGUGGACCACAAGAUCAAGUUCCGCUCCAAAAAAGGACAGUUGCCGUUCAUCGAGCUAAAUGGUGAAGAAAUUGCUGAUUCGGCCAUCAUUGUCAAAGAGUUGGCUGCCAAGUUUGACAAAGACCUUGACAAGGACCUUACUAACGAGCAAAAGACGCUCAGCCAUGCCAUGAUCUCCAUGAUUGAAAAUCACCUCUUCUGGGUGGUGAUUUGGUGGAGGUCCAAGCACCCAGAAAACAUGCUCAAAGGCUAUAAGUUGAACUUGCAACAUGCAAUGGGUACGAAGAUUCCCCAGGGCAUUCUCAACUUCCUCUUCAAAAUCAACUUUGCUCGCAAAGGCAGCAAGAAGGUCAAGGCACAGGGAAUUGGCGUUCACAAACCAGACGAAAUUCUUGAGUUCGGCAAGAAUGAUCUAAAGGUUUUGUCAGAGUUACUCUCUGACAAACCCUUUUUCUUCGGAGAUGAACCAACUUCUCUCGAUGUGGUUACUUUUGCUAACCUGGCGCAAAUUUACUUCAUGGACAAGGAGGUUGAGUACCCACUCCGUGACUUCAUGGGCGAGUCGUGCCCUAAUCUGGUUGGUUUGGUCAACCGAGUGAAGGAAAGGUGCUUCCCUGACUGGGACGAAAUGUGUGCAAACCUAGAUCUGAACUCCCAUCUCCCGAAGCCUCCUAAAGUGGAAGAAAAGCCCAAACAAGAAGAGGCUGUGGAGGAAAAGAAGGAAGAGAAGGAGAAGGAUAACAAAGAGAAACAGGAGAUUGAAGAUGUAAAGGACAAGGAGGAGAAUGAGAAGAAUGACGAUGCAGAGAGCAAGGAGCAAAAAUGAACGGUUUCCCAUGGGAACUGAAGAAACAGCAGCCUCGACUUUAGGUGGGGUGUGGCUACUGCCAUCAAUGCAACUUGAAGAUAGAUAUCGCUGCCACCACACGCCACCUCCUCUCCUUUUAUAUCAGACAUUUUUAAAGAUGAGGCCAAUUUUUGUGUAGCUUAAUAGUUAUGGACAUUACUUUGCGUGCUAACCCUAUGAUUACUUAUUUUGAGUGGCAUGGUGUCAGUGGGGUUGAUCCGUAAAGUUUUGUUGUCAUGAUGCAUUUUCUAUCUGGAGAUUGAGAGGUAGUUUUUAAGGAUAUUUAGUCACAUGUGGUAUUUUAUUUUUGAGAGAAAUGAUUUUAUGACCGUAGCUUCUUUUUUUAUUAUUAAUGCUAUUGAUUAAUUAAUAAUUAUUACCAAGAUAUUCUACAAGUUUAAAUAUGAAUCUCAUUCCUGACUUGGUGCCCUUCAAGGUCCCCUUCUUUGUCUAGCUAUAUGCACAGGGGGCAGGACAGAGAGCUCUCUAUGUAGAGCAAUACUGACUUCUUGCCACCCCUACACAACAUAAAAAACGUGCUACAACUUUGUUUAGUGUAUGCAUCUAAAAACAAAUAAAAAAAAUCUUUAAACUAUUA
Neocloeon triangulifer is the source of this 1796-nucleotide messenger RNA. RefSeq names its product failed axon connections (gene fax). Lineage: Eukaryota; Metazoa; Arthropoda; Insecta; Ephemeroptera; Baetidae. Gene Ontology annotation, cellular component: cytoplasm. The record is from RefSeq and is a predicted model, not a curated record. Bases 86 to 1177 code for a protein of 363 amino acids. The transcript is spliced from 5 exons.